AUGAGUGAUCCAAAGUAUGCAUAUCCUUAUCCUGCACCGGGAACUUACCCGCAAGGACCGCCACCGCCGGUAGGAGUACCGCCGCAGUAUUAUCCUCCGCCGCCUCCACCACCAACUGAGAAAUCUGGUUUUCUUAAGGGACUGCUUGCGGCUCUGUGUUGUUGCUGCUUGAUUGAUGAAUGUUGCUGUGAUCCGACCAUUAUAUGCAUUGAUUAA
This is a messenger RNA of Arabis nemorensis, 216 nucleotides long. Lineage: Eukaryota; Viridiplantae; Streptophyta; Magnoliopsida; Brassicales; Brassicaceae. The record is from the annotation of a GenBank genome assembly.